AUGGAAUUCUGCCCCGCUACAGAGGGGCCCCCUGUGGGGCCGCCCUCCCCUGUAGGGGGCCCCUCCCCUGUGAGGGCCCCCUCCCCUGUGGGGGGCCCCGCUGGGGGGCCCCGCAGGGGGGGCCCCCCUAGCCGAGGGGCCCUUGUGGCAAUGAAGCCCCUGAGGGAAUUCCCGGGGGUCUCUGCAAACUUCGAUGGGCUGUGGCAAAUAUGGCUGAGACAACAAGAGGCCCUUUCUAUUGAAGAUGUACCCCCCUUGGGGGCUGGGGGGCCCUCUAGUACCCUCCCGGAGGGGGCCCCCCCGGCUAGGCAGAGCGGGGGGGCCCCCUCGGGGGCCCCCCCGGGGGGCCCCCAAAAGGAGGCCCCCGGGGGCCCCCAAGAGGGGCCCCCAGAAACUUAUAGAGUUAUGCUAAAUGCUAGUAAUGCUGAAGACGAGCUUGUCUACGAUGUGUACAAGGAACAGCCCCUCCCGGACCCUGUUGCUGCAGCAGCAGCAGCAGCAGCAGCAACAGCGGCGCCCCCCCCAAGCGUCUACCCCAGCGAAGACCCUCUGGGGCCCCCAGCAACCUGGGGGGCCCCAGGGCCCCCCCCAGUAGACCCUUUUGCUUCUGCUGUGGGGGCCAGCGAGGGCUUUAAUACCUUUUGGGAGAGGAUGCAAAGAAAUAGGGCGCAGCAGUACUACUGA
This is a messenger RNA of Eimeria tenella, 684 nucleotides long. RefSeq lists its product as uncharacterized. The record is from RefSeq and is a predicted model, not a curated record. NCBI's taxonomy places the organism in Eukaryota, Apicomplexa, Conoidasida, Eucoccidiorida, Eimeriidae. The transcript has a single exon. The coding region runs from base 1 to 684 and encodes 227 amino acids.